Molecule: messenger RNA, 783 nt
Organism: Rasamsonia emersonii CBS 393.64
Lineage: Eukaryota; Fungi; Ascomycota; Eurotiomycetes; Eurotiales; Trichocomaceae
Product: DUF500 domain protein
Exons: 1
Source: RefSeq, a predicted model, not a curated record
GUCUUUGAAUUCCGUCCGAGCCCUUCGAGUCCCAUCUAUACCACUUUUACUAGGCAAAACCUCGAUUCCGCACGGAAUAGCUGGGGGACUAGCCUGAAAAGCCCCAAGAGCUACACCAGUGUCGAUAAGGGCACCCAGACGGAGGGCCUGCCACUUGACACUGCUGCUUCCGACAGCGGAUCCUCGUCUCGGAGUGACCGAGAUAAUAUUCCUAACCUUCCUGACUCUAAUCCAUGGGACCUUCCUGACACGUCGGAGGACCACGUGGGCCAGGAUGGGGAUGAUGAAUCCGAGCAUGAUGGUGAUUUUGAAAUCCAUGAAGCGAGCAAUACGACCAUCGCCAGACCGGACAGUACGGGCACUGCAGUGGCAGCCCCGGUCGAGGACGGCCCUGUGCAGAAUUCAUCGCCCACCUUUUCUCGUCCACGGUUGGUGACUAUCCCCAAACGCAACCCUCCCCCAGCUCUGCCACCACGUAAUCCAGAGCGCAAACAUGACUCUUUCUCGACUCAAAGCUCCAUCCCACCUGCCUCUCCAUCGCCCACCAGCUCUGCGCACCCCGAGAUCCGGAAGUCCAGCGAGUCAUUGCGCAGUGACAUGAGUCCCAACGGGUUCAUGGAGAUUACCCAAUCGAAGAUGGAUGAUGUCGUGAUUGGCACUCACAACCAUUUGCAUGACGAUAUACACGCUGUGGAAAAGGAUGAAUUUCAUUCGAUACCCACUUCACCAGAACCUGAGGAAAAACCAGUGCUUAAAAUGGGGAGUGAAGCCGAGAUCGUCUAG